AUCGCCAGCGUGUGCUUCAUCAUGUCGCACGAAGCAGCCUCGCCACCUUUCCGGCUGCUAAGCUUGGCUCCUGAGCUGCAGCUACAUAUUCUCAGCUGGUUGGAGUACGACGCCCCCAGCAUACUUAGCGUCCGGCUCGUCAACCGCCAGAUCUCGACCAUCUCCGAGGGGUUCUUUGCAAAGACCUUUUUGUGGAGUUUAACGGUGAACCCAUUCACGGACGAUCUCUACCGGCUACACCGCGUGGCAGACCACGAGCACUUCCGUCACCACGUCGGAGCACUAGAGAUCCAGCCAUUCCGUCACCCGGACGACCCCUUGCCAAAGCGACUUAGGAAGAAGGUGAUCCCAGGGUGGGCCAAGGUUGCGAACGGGUUCGAGGUCGAUCACACCUCGCCGACUGCGCAGGACUUCCUGCACUGCCUCUCUCGGCUUCCCAACUGCGUCUCGUUCAGCAUCCGGGACAUCGACGAAUGGGGUCGUGUGGUCGAGGACGACGAGAUCCCUCGGCUUGCUCCGCCGACGGACUGCCUGGCCCUCCUCAUCCGCGCCGCCGCGGCCCCGGCCCAGCCCGUCCGCAUACGGUCGCUGCGGGUCAUCAUGAGCGGCAUCCCAGAGGACGGGUGCGUGCGGCCGCAGCACCUCCCGAUCGAGCUCGUCAGGUCGGGCGCGUUCAGGCAGAACCUGGCGACCAACCUGCGAACCCUACACCUGUCCCCGUUUUUCCGGCAUCCGCUCAGCUCGUGGGAAGAUGGCAGCCACAGCGAGGACUCGUACUUUAAGGCCUUCAUGCUCAUCGUUUCGGCGGCCGAGAACCUAGAGAGCCUCGUCCUUGGGGGCUUCCACGAGCGCACCGGCCGGCUCGUGCGCGAGCUCGCCAACAUGAGCACAUUCCCGUCCCGCCUCCGGCAUUUUGUCCUUACGGGGGGCGUUUAUCACGACCCUGAGGACAAGCGGGUCUCCACCAGCGAUCUCAUCAAGGUCCUGAAGCGCGCCGGCGCGGGUGGGGUCUACGCGACGGCCAGAUGGCCCGACACGCGAUUGUGUAAUCCUCUCCGGCAAAAAGGGGCUCGGUGCCCUCCCACGGGUUAG
Molecule: messenger RNA, 1092 nt
Organism: Gaeumannomyces tritici R3-111a-1
Lineage: Eukaryota; Fungi; Ascomycota; Sordariomycetes; Magnaporthales; Magnaporthaceae
Exons: 1
Coding region: 22-1092 (356 amino acids)
Source: RefSeq, a predicted model, not a curated record